AAGAAACAGAUUGACAUUUUUACCGUUUACAUCGUUCAUUCCAUCCAUGUAUUUCGAUUCUACUUUUUUAAUUCAUUCAUUGAUUAUUUUAAAUGUUGAAUUGUGGUUAUUAUUUAUGUUGUUUUACGUUUUGUAUUUUCGUGUAAUGCGUAUUUAAAAAUAAAGUAAAUUUUUUUUGCUAAGAACAGAAGCAUCGGCCAAAAAGUGACACUAUGUUUGAUGUUAUUGCAACAGCAAAGAAUACACAGUGGUUAUCGUUCCCCACGCUGAAUUCAACCUAUUCGUAUUCGCAUGUUGCGAAUGAUGCAGUUGACUUUCAAGUUAUUCCAAGCAAAAAUUGUUUCGUCGAAUUCAAUAAAAAAUUUGGAUUUGAAUUACUGCGCACAAUAAACAUCGAUGGAAAAGAUGCAAUUCAGCGCAUUAAGAAGCGAAAAGUUGACGACGUAUCAUGCGGUGCAAUCGCAAAAGUUAAUGGUGAAGAAAUUGCACUUGGCAUGACUACUGGUUUCAUUCGUUUGUUUAAUGUAACGAGCGGUGAAUUUUUGCCCCACAAAUUCAAACCGGAUCGAGUGGGAAACAGUGUAAUUGGUUUGGAUUAUUCAAAUACGGACGAAUAUUUGGCAGCCGUUUACGAUAGUGCCGACAUUAAUUUAUAUGGUCUCAAAACUGGCAUUCGCACCGACACAUUCAAAUUGAGUGGAAUUUCCACAUUGGUACGUUUUCAUCCGGCCAGAAAGUUUGCAUUGGCCGUCGGUUCGUACGAAGGUGCCAUUACUAUGUUGGAUAUUCAAACAAAAAAGAAGCUAUUCUACGAGAAAACAGCACACGAUGCGCCCAUUCGUGAUAUUUCCAUGUACGAUUCGCAAGACUUAUUUGUAUCAUGUGGAUUCGAUUGUAACAUCAAUGUAUUUGAUUUGCGUAAGCGUCUAAAGGUUCAGCAAUACAAACAACCACAUCCAAUGUCAACCGUUUGCUUAUCACCGUGUGGCAUGUUUUGUGUGGCUGGCAAUUUGAAAGGGGAUGUCAUUUCUUAUGAUUUUCGUUCGAUGAAGGAACCGCUUGAUACAAAACGAGUACAUGACAGCACGGUAGUGAGAGUUGCCUUCAUUCCGAGUCUUGGUACAGUUCCGAAUUUACUACCCGAACAAACUGAAAAUUUCUCGAUGUCAGAAUCACCAAUGUAUGUGUCGGCCAGAUCGCAACGAUCGGGUAGCCGAGAUUCAUUUGCCAAAUUUGUUGAUCUAUGCCAUUACAAUAAUGUGGCCACCGCAGAAGCUUCAACGCCAAAACGUCGAGAUAGUUGGGCCGAUUUGAUGCCAGUCAAUAAAAUUCACGACUUUUCCAUGGAUUCUCUGGCUGACACACCGUGUCGCAUGUCAUAUGGAAAUCGAUCUGAGCUUCGCUUAAUACGCACGCCCAGAGUUUCAUUAGAGCCAUCAAUUGCACCCAAAAUUGAAGCAGUCGAACAAACUGAUGCUGGUGUCAAAGUAAUAGUUACAGAUUUUGACGGUGCUCAGAAGAGAGGAAUCGCAGAUAGUCAACUUGAAAAUAGAAAACCACUUGGUAUGCAUAACAGUAAACAGCGUAGCACAUUUCUCGAAUCGUUUGGUGGGCACAUUCAAAAUACAAUCACAUCUAAAUCUACAAUUGAGGUUCAAAACGCAAGCAAUGCUCUAAGUACACCAACAACUGCAUUAAGCAACGUGCGAAUGAAUAUGGGAAUGGGACGAAAGCGUCGUAGCACAUUCCACGAGUCAUUUUUCACGGACAUUAAAAACACUAAUACGUCAUCGCCCUCAAAAUCGACUGAUGAAAAUGCCCCAAAUAUAGUUGGCCGUGAAGCAAAAACAGUAUCAGGAACUGAUGCGCGAAAAAUGCUUGGCGAAAUAAUCGAUCGAAAUGUGGACGCUACUCGACUGCGUAUGUCAAGCAGCCUUGAAAAGGCCAAAAAUGAGAUUAUUGCAUAUACAACUGAGCAAGCAGAUAAAACAUACAAUGAUAUCCAUAAGGUGCUUGAGCACUUCUAUCAGCUGGGUUUACAGGGUGGUUUUAACCUUAUGUCAACAUUACCAGAGCGAUGUGACCUUCUAGAAAAGGCACUAAUUGACCUGAUCAAAACCGACCCGCUUGCUUUAGAAUAUUUUCGCAUGAAGUAUACAAUUAUUGAUCUUAAGGAAAAGCUUGGUAUUCGUGAACCGGACUUCUUCCAGCAUCUGAAUUGAUGUAUUUGGGAUAAAUACAUGUAUUUAUUAUCAGCUUUGCUGUAAGAGUCCAGAAAUAUAUACGGUCCAAAGACUAGAGUGAUAAAAUUUUGAAAUAAUUGUCGUUAAGAUAUUCAUCUAUUUUUGAAUCGUAAAAAAUACUCAAGUGCAUCCAAAAUUGACAAAAGUUUUUUUGUUGUAAUGCGUUGCCAAUAUCCACGAAGUUUCUUCCCCAUGAAUUCGUCAAAAAUAACGUCUGUCAAUUCUGGAAUUUUCAUAGUUAUUUACACCGAAAUUAAAGUCAAAAUGAAAAAUACACACAAUUUCGACUUUACACAACAAAAUCAAUUGGGGUUUGUUUGUGAAAUUUAUCUAAUGAAUAAUGGCAACUUUAUUAAUAAUGUUUUAGAGAAGUUUCAGUUACAUAUGAAUAAAAAGCAAUAAUACAGAA
Contarinia nasturtii (swede midge) is the source of this 2652-nucleotide messenger RNA. RefSeq lists its product as uncharacterized. The coding region runs from base 213 to 2222 and encodes 669 amino acids. Gene Ontology annotation, molecular function: gamma-tubulin binding. Gene Ontology annotation, cellular component: ciliary basal body; spindle pole; centriole. Lineage: Eukaryota; Metazoa; Arthropoda; Insecta; Diptera; Cecidomyiidae. The record is from RefSeq and is a predicted model, not a curated record. The transcript is spliced from 5 exons. Gene Ontology annotation, biological process: microtubule nucleation; mitotic cell cycle.